Suhomyces tanzawaensis NRRL Y-17324 is the source of this 531-nucleotide messenger RNA. RefSeq names its product H(+)-transporting V0 sector ATPase subunit c' (gene VMA11). Gene Ontology annotation, cellular component: proton-transporting V-type ATPase, V0 domain. The transcript has a single exon. The record is from RefSeq and is a predicted model, not a curated record. Gene Ontology annotation, biological process: proton transmembrane transport. Gene Ontology annotation, molecular function: proton-transporting ATPase activity, rotational mechanism. Bases 64 to 480 code for a protein of 138 amino acids. Lineage: Eukaryota; Fungi; Ascomycota; Pichiomycetes; Serinales; Debaryomycetaceae.
UUAGGUCCAGAAUACACCCCUGCCUUCGCGCCCUUCCUUGGGUUCGCAGGCUGUGCCGCCGCCAUGAUCCUCUCCUGUGCCGGCGCCGCCAUCGGCACCGCCAAGUCCGGCAUUGGUAUCGCCGGUAUCGGUACCUACAAACCUGAAUUGAUCAUGAAGUCGCUCAUUCCCGUCGUUAUGUCGGGUAUCUUGUCUGUCUACGGGUUGGUGGUGUCGGUGUUGAUUGCUGGAGGCUUGGAUCCCUCCAAAAACUACUCACUUUUCAAUGGAUUUAUGCACUUGGCCUGUGGGUUGUCGGUUGGCUUUGCAUGCUUGGCUUCUGGUUAUGCCAUUGGUAUUGUUGGAGACGAAGGUGUGCGUCAGUACAUGCACCAGCCACGGUUGUUUGUGGGGAUCGUGUUGAUUUUGAUUUUUGCUGAGGUGUUGGGGUUGUACGGAAUGAUUAUUGCGUUGAUCUUGAACACCAAGGGCAGUGAUUAGCGAGUUUACUUCUGCAUUUAUCUAGUAUAAAUUAUUGACUAAUACACAUAG